UCAGCCACUGUACUGUACUUGACUCUCUCUGCGAUGGAUAACAUCCAGCCGCUACUGUCUGUACUAGACGUAUUCACUCGAGCACCAGACAAAAUAUCACUGGAGAAUGCCAACACAUGGCUUCAAGACUUCCAACACUCUUCAGAAGCCUGGGCAACCUCUAAUGUCCUUCUCCUUUCUCCCGAUGCACCUUCGGCAGCAAAGCUUUUUGCUGCACAGACCUUCAGAUCCAAGGUCACCUACGAUCUCCAUCAAGUCGAUAUAGCUAACCUGCCAUCUCUCCGGGAUACGUUAUUGACAGCUCUGAAGAGUUACCAGGCUGGGCCAAAGACCAUCAUCGUUCAACUAUGUCUCGCACUGGUCGGUCUAGCCGUGCAGUAUCCAGCCUGGGACAACGCCGUACAAACCAUGAUUGAUAUUUUCGGGAGGGAUCCAUCAUCUGUUCCUGUUUUAUUACAGUUUCUUACGCUCCUACCUGAGGAGCUGAGCAAUAGCGCAAGAUAUCCGGUUUCGAAUGAAGACCUUCGUCAACGGUCAAAUGCUCUUCUUACUUCCCACUCCGAGCAAGUCAUCGAGUUGUUAGCAAUGUACUUGCAGGCUCCUGGUGUAACGGCUGCCGUGCAGGAGCAGGUGUUCAACUGUCUUCGAACCGUUUUGGCCAAGACAGUUUUACUCUCAUUCGCCUUCGAUGCACUUGCAUCUGAUCAGCUUUUUGAUUCAGCUGUUAACGUCAUAUGCGAUCUCAUUCACGAAACACAAGAAGUCGAUGCCAAUAUGCCUGUCAUCGAACUAAUUGUUCCUAUGGUUAUCGCACUGAAACCCCAGUUGACCAAGGAAAGAGAAGAUCCGGAGAAAAUAAGAGGAUACGCUCGCAUCUUCUCAGAGGCAGGAGACACGUACCGGCUGCUUCUGAUACAACACACAGAAGCGUUCUUCCCCAUUGUAGAGGCGAUUGGAGAAUGUUCAGCCUACCACGAUCUCGACAUUGUCCCUAUAACCUUCCCCUUCUGGAUGCGUCUGGCAAAUAAUUUGUCGAAAAAACCAUCCGUCCCCCCUCUCUUCUUAAAUGCAUAUCAAGCACUUGUAGGCGUAAUCAUCGGCCAUUUGCACUUUCCACCAGAUUCUACGCCUUUAUCCGGACAGGAAGCGGAUGACUUCCGGUCAUUCAGACAUGUCAUGGGUGAUACUCUGAAGGACUGUUGCAUCGUCCUUCGCCCUGAUACAUGUAUCCUUGCUGCAUACGAUCGAAUUGCUGCAGCUCUCAGUCGAAACAACGUAUCAUGGCAGGAAAUCGAAGCGCCUUUGUUUGCGCUCCGUUCCAUGGGUGCUGAGGCCGUCCCUACUGACGAUGUAGCUGUUCCAAAAAUCAUGGAUCUCAUACCAACGCUACCAGAUCAUCCGAGAGUUCGCUAUGCUGCACUGCUCAUCAUAUCUCGGUAUACAGAGUGGAUUGGCAUGCAUCCAAACUAUAUCUCCUUCCAGCUGCAAUACAUAUCGGCCGGUUUCGAUAUCCCGGAUCCUGAAGUUAGCGCUGCUGCUGGCGUAGCUUUGAAAUACAUGUGCCAGGACUGUAGACAGCAUCUUACGGAGUUUUUGCCUACCCUCCAUACGUUCCUAAAGUCGUCGGGGGCUAAAUUAUCGCAGGACGACAAGCGUCAAGUAUACGAGGCUAUCGCAUACGUCAUUUCUGCCAUGCCCAUGGAGAGAGCUGCUGAAUCAUUGCGCACUUUUUCUGUGGACAUAUUGUCGCGGGUUCAUGAUGUGACAAAUCAAGUUACUGUGACCAAAGAAGAAAUGCAGAAGGCUUGCGACGGUCUUGAAAAUUUGGAAGCUAUGCUGUAUGUUAUUCAGAGCUUCGGCGAGGAGUUGCCUAUCGCCUGUCAAAACACGUGUGAACAAACCUGGGCAGUCUUCGACAACUUCUUGACAAAGUAUGGUACGGAAUACGAAGUUGCAGAAAGAACAAAUCGAGUUCUGCGGCAUGGCAUCACCUUCUACGGGCAGGCGGCCCGGUCUGUGGCAGUUUCUGUUCUGACGAAGAUGUCAUACAUGUUCGAUACCAGCCAAGUAUCAAGCUACCUGUGGAUUGGUGGCAAGAUCGUGGAGGGAUUCGGCGGUAGCGGGGAUAAUGCAAUUCAGGCGGCCUGCCGAGAGAUUUAUGAGCGAUCUACGCAAAGAAUGAUAACUCUUCUCCAGACGAAGCAGGCUACGGAGAUUCCUGAUGUCCUGGAGGAUUAUGUCCAUCUCAUGCGACAUAUUUUACUACACACCCCGGAUAUUUUCUUCCAAUCACCCGCGUUUCCAAUGGUGCUGGAGGCUUCUAUGGCCGCUCUGACGGUGGUCUACGACUCUAUUGUCGAUGUCGCGUUGGACCUUUUCCAUGACAUUCUAACACACAAAUGCCUAUCACCCUCACCCUCCGCUCCUUCUUCCCCCCAACACGCUGUAUAUGCCGCAGCCAUUCAAAGCAUUUUACAGAAAGAGGGUUAUCAGCUGGUAGGGCAUCUGCUUGAUGGUCUUGUGGGUGAUUUCUACGAGGAAAUGACCAACUCGGUGGUGUCGAUUUUCCGAUCAACGGCGUACCUUCUUCCGUCCGAGCUUUUAUCGUGGCUGACCCCCAUACUACAACAAAUACCCACAACGAAGGUCCCUGCGGAGAUAAAAAAUGAAUUUAUUUCCGAUAUAACACGGGCGAUUAACGAGGGGCAAUUUGAUAAGAUCAAGUAUGCCAUGCUGGCGUUACGACGUGGGUCGAGGAAAGCACGGGAGAGGCGGCGGGAUGGAGCAGCGUCUUUCCGAUGAUGAUGGGAAAGAAUUUCAUGACUCUGUAUUAUUUUGUUUGAUACAAUACGUUAAUUAGGUAGGUAAAGAGUAGGUAAGUGAAUAUAAAGUGUACGAAGCAAUACCCCAGACUCGGUGCAUUCUUUCCGAUGAUGAUUUAUGUACUCUGUGCUUGCUACAGUAUGUUAACAGGUAGGUAAGUGAAUAUAAAAGCAUACGAAGCCGUACCCCAGACUCGGCACGAAUCUGCGGGGGGCGGGUUAACCUUGUGCAAGUGGACCAGAGUCGUCCAGGCCGAAAAUA
Molecule: messenger RNA, 3084 nt
Organism: Desarmillaria tabescens
Lineage: Eukaryota; Fungi; Basidiomycota; Agaricomycetes; Agaricales; Physalacriaceae
Product: armadillo-type protein
Exons: 10
Coding region: 34-2802 (922 amino acids)
Biological process (GO): protein import into nucleus
Cellular component (GO): cytoplasm
Molecular function (GO): small GTPase binding
Source: RefSeq, a predicted model, not a curated record